CAGGGGCGGACUGACCAUUUGAGCACUUGGGCACUGCCUGAGGGCCCAGGGUCAGUAGGGGGCCCCAUGAGAUGCCCCUGGUACCUUUCAGAGGCUUUUUUGGUUUGGGCAAGGACACAGGGGCCCCAUGAUCCCCUAUUGCCCGGGGGCCCCAUGAGUUGUCAGUCCGCCCCUGGUUGUGCAUGUGCUGCCUUUUUUCUAUAGAUGUAGUUGAGAUCUUGGCCCGGGGUCAGUAGGGGGCCCCAUGAGAUGCCCCUGGUACCUUUUUAAUAGGCUUUUUUGAGUUUGGGCAAGGACACAGGGGCCUCAUGAUCCCCUAUUGCCCGGGGGCCCCAU
This is a messenger RNA of Staurois parvus, 336 nucleotides long. NCBI's taxonomy places the organism in Eukaryota, Metazoa, Chordata, Amphibia, Anura, Ranidae. The record is from the annotation of a GenBank genome assembly.